AUGUCAUAUUUGCCUCAAUUCGUUCAAAACUUGCGACAUACAGAUGAUUAUAUUGACGCAAAUAAUUCAAAUGUAGACAAUCCGGUAAUUAAAUACAUUACUAUCUUUAACCCUAGUUUGGCAAGAUCAUCUGAUGAACUGGACGAACAACUCGCCAAGCAAAUACUCUGUUUCGUAGGCGAAAAGCAGGAUGGAGACAGCGAAUUAGGAAGGCAGCCAUAUAGCUUAAAUGAUCAACUCAAUGUUAUCGGCCUUUGUAGAGGAAUUGACUCCUUCGCUAGGGAGUUUGCUUCCAAUGUGGAUGACGAUGAGAAUAUUGUAAAAACUGAUAAGUCUGCAGUUAUCAUCAAGGAGAUCGAACCUUCAAUAUUUCUAGCUUGCAAAGUAAGCAUUGCCAAUGAAAAGGAAUCUGAUAUAGUAACCAGGCAGCUAAGCUCUUCAAUAACACAGGCGUACCAAUUCUAUGUCUUCUUGAACAAACCAAUUGGUGAAAAUAAUAUAGGCUCAAAGUUGAAACAGUUUUGGAGUAGCUUUAUUGAUAGUUUUAACAAAGUUAGCAAUGUAGGAGUUUCCCCAUUUCAGUGGCCUAAUUCUAGAAUUAACUAUAAGGGCUUCUUGGGUCUUUUGCCCCUGAAUUUUAAGAGGUCUUCGUAUAAUCUAAACUUCAACUGUAGAAACGAAGUUGAUCUGAUUUUGAAUGAUGACGAUGAUUCUGGAGUUCGUGCGGUCUUUGUAUCCUAUGUAGACAAGAUUGUACCUAAGAACUACGGUCUCUUGCACAUGAGAAGCGGUGAUAUAGAUGAGAAUCAUUUGAUUUGCGCUUACAAUUGGCUUGAACUACAUGAUCAACAGAACAAGUUGGAUACAACCCACCUCACCAGUGGCACGGAUAAUAUAUUUGAGCUUCCUGAAAUUCACCAAGAUUUACAGGACCAAUUCCUGUCAAACUCUGGACAAAGCUCGAACCAGCCAGCAACAAAAUCUAAUGAAUCUAUUAUUCAAUCUACAUAUGAAAUGUUUAAUCCAGUCAACAUUACCAACAAUUUGGUAAUACUGCCAUUGAACGCUACUAUGAAUGGAGUCAUGAACCUUGGGUCCUCUACCAAUAGAUGGUUAUCUUCUACGCCAAGCAUUAGUGUGCCAUCUUAUUUGAAACCAUUCGGAAAUUCUACUCCCGUGACUAAUCCAAUACUUGGUACACUGAAUAACCAAGAGGAAAGAGAAGCUGCAGAAAUUAAUGAUGAUAAUGAAGACGAAGAUGAUGCAACUGGAAGAAAUUUGGGAACCUUUUUAGUCGGAUUGGUUGCAAAUUUGAACGACCCUUCUACAAUUCACAGCAAGUCCGUAUUUCUACACAACGAAAGAAGUAAAAGAUUUGAAGAGUAUCUGUUGGUCAUUUAUGAAAAAGAGAAUAUCAUAAUUACCCUUCUUUAUGAUUCAUCUUAUGCUAAGUUGGGAGAACCUUCAUUCUAUGAAGAGCUUCGAACAUCGUAUUUUGAACCAACUAUUGACGAAAUAUUGUACUCAGCUACCAAUGGAGGAGGUUCAUUUGGAGGUGAAGUAUCUGCAACUGCGGGCAGUCAGAGCUCACUUCCAAACUCUCUAAUUGGAGGUUCUGCUUCAUUAGAAUCGCAAGAAUUCUUUUUCAUUAUUUAUGAUCCAGUUGAGAAAAGUGUCCGAUCUUCGUUUCCAUACUUACCACCACUUGAUGAAAUACAGAACAUUUCACAAGUUCCCGUUAAGACACUUCGUUACAAUAACUUGAUCUACUACUUACAUGAUCUCCUCAUAGACGUAUUCCUAGUUCAAGGGGGGACAGAGUUCUUCCAUCAUAAGGAUACUAGUACGAUGAACGAAUACUUUCAUAAGUUUAAAGGAGGAAAGACCACAGAUUGGAUGUUUUACUAUAUUCAAUACCGUGACAAAUAUAUCGUAGUGAUAAAAAACUAUAACCCAAAGACUAGGAAAACAGCAGCAUCUAGGAAACCGAGCACAGUGGCCCCAAUUAACUCUGCUGGUAUCAUAAACAAUAUCACUGACGGAAUAUACGAUUAUGCUCACCUUGGAUUUCUUGAUAAUCUAGGGGACGAUGUCAAAGUUUGGUUAGAAAGUUUUAGUAUAAGUGGGGAAACGUAG
Molecule: messenger RNA, 2136 nt
Organism: Dujonia railenensis
Lineage: Eukaryota; Fungi; Ascomycota; Pichiomycetes; Serinales; Debaryomycetaceae
Source: the annotation of a GenBank genome assembly